AUGACCGUCCACUACUUGAACGGCAAAGACUCCGGUCUCUUCAAAUCUCUGACUAUCUCAAAUGGCAACAUUACCCUCGAGCAUCGUGUCGUCCAUGCGCCUUUGACCCGCAACCGGGGAGAACCACUGAAUCCUUCCAGCACCCCGGAUCAUCCCAAUCGUAUUUGGAUACCCGGAGAUGCAGUUGUGGAGUAUUAUUCCCAGCGUGCGACCAAAGGUGGCUUGAUAAUCUCUGAAGGGAUUCCACCCUCACUCGAGAGCAAUGGUAUGCCCGGAGUACCUGGUCUUUUCAAAUCCGAACAAGCCGCGGGUUGGAAACGAGUUGUGAACGCCGUUCAUGCAAAGGGAGGGAUUAUCUUCUGUCAGUUGUGGCACGCCGGGCGUGCUACGAUCCCUCAGAUGACCGGAUCGCCGGCAGUUUGCCCCUCGGCUUCUGUGUGGGAUUCACCGACGGAAUGUUAUUCUCAUCCGCCCGUCGGCUCCACCCAGUCCGUGCCCUACGCCAAUCAUCCGCCCAUCGAAAUGACAGUGGAACACAUCAAGCAGACUAUCGACGAUUAUUGCAUUGCCGCCAAGAUUGCCAUGGAUAUUGGGUUCGAUGGCGUGGAGAUCCAUGGCGGAAAUGGUUACCUGCCAGAGCAAUUUUUGAGCUCAAACAUCAACAAGCGUGAUGAUGCUUACGGCGGUACUCCGGAGAAGCGCUGCCAGUUUGUGUUUGAGUUGAUGGAGCAGGUGGCCAAGACCAUCGGUGAGCAGAAUCUGGCUAUUAGAUUGUCGCCGUUUGGUAUGUUCAAUCAAGCACGUGGGGAACAGCGUAUUGAGACUUGGACUCAUUUGUGUGAGGGUCUGAAGAAGACUCUUCCGUCGCUGUCGUAUGUCAGCUUUAUUGAGCCGCGUUAUGAACAAAUUUUUGGCGCUGACGAGAAGGAUAAGUUCCUCGAAAGCUGGGGCCUGUUGGAUGUGACUCUUGAUCGUUUCCGCCAGAUCUUUGGCUCCACUCCGUUCUUCUCCGCCGGUGGAUGGGAUGACCAAAACUCUUGGGGUGUAGUGGAAUCUGGCAAGUACGACGCUCUGUUGUAUGGCCGGUACUUUACCAGCAACCCGGAUUUAGUGCACAGACUAAAGGAAAAGAUCCCCAUGGCUCCUUAUGACCGAACCCGGUUUUAUGGACCGUUUGAGGACAACACCUUCCAUUAUACUGAUUACCCUACUGUGGAUAAGAAUUAG
Penicillium verrucosum is the source of this 1227-nucleotide messenger RNA. Its product is annotated as alkene reductase. The transcript has 3 exons. The coding region runs from base 1 to 1227 and encodes 408 amino acids. NCBI's taxonomy places the organism in Eukaryota, Fungi, Ascomycota, Eurotiomycetes, Eurotiales, Aspergillaceae. Gene Ontology annotation, molecular function: FMN binding; oxidoreductase activity. The record is from RefSeq and is a predicted model, not a curated record.